AUGAGGGCAGCUCAAUCAGUUUGUCUCAUCUGUCGCCACCGACUUGCGACAAAGGCGGCCGUGCAACCACGGCAAUGGCGCGCGCAACUGUCGUCUUGGCCUGGCGCUUCGAGCGCCGCAGGUGACGGUUCAGUCAAGGCAGCAUCUACAGUCCAGACGGUCCAGAACACAACAGGAUUGAACAGUGGUGAUUCUGGAUACGCACGCCCCGAACGACCUGCAGAGGUAGGACGGCGAACAAAGCCACGGACGACCCCCAGGCCCCGAGGCUCCAACAGUAAGAAGACGGCGAAUGUCGAUGUCGCAGAUCUCUUCAGACAGAUUGUCGACCGGCCGGGCACGGAGAACAAUUCGCCUGAAACGGAACAUGCCAAUUACAUUAAUAUCAAGCUGGUUCAGGAUGUUGGCAAGUUGCAAGAUAUGCUGGAUGCCAAAGCUCCAAUAUCAGAUGCUUUCAAGUUUCUGCAGACGACCCUGUAUCCCGCCACUCAACAGGAGGGUAUCAUUGUACCCAAAGUCUUUUAUACUGUGGCGUCGAACCUGCUGCAUGAGGUAAUACACAUGAAGAAGGAAGACAGUCUGAAUCCCGAUUUGCCUCCCACUGCCGAGAUUCUCGGUAUUUGCGCCCACCUAGGAGAAUUCAGGGCAUCCGACUGGCUUCCGCUGGCUGGGGAACUGGUCAAGUACCUAUGCAAGAUGAAGACGUCUGCAGAUGACUAUCCUUCCAUUGAAGCUUUUGAGGACCACCUAGGUACCAAGAACAAAAUCAUUUCAGACCUUGUUGAGACCUGGAAAGUUCUCUCGCUCCCCAGACCCAGACCCGGGAAAAUCAGAGCUGAUGCCAGUGAGAUCCUCGAUGGCUUCUGGUUCCCGAGACUGGACAAAUUCGCCAUCACUAAACAUGCCAGAUCAAACAACUUUUCUCUGGCUCUUAGCAGCUUAUUCCCCCAGCACUCCCCCAAUCAGCUGGGCGACAAGCUCUCCGUCCUCGCUAUUGCGACACUCACGCUUCUGAUCGAUGGAGCAAGGAGCAACACGAGCUCGAGGCGCGGUGCUUUGCGAUUCAUGACAAAGGUGGCUCAUUUGAUCAAAGCAACCGGUGUAAAUGAAAAGGCUCUUCGAAAGGCCAUCAAGAUCACCUAUCCUUCAAUUGAAGGUUAUGUCAUGGGGCAAUGGCCCAAGUUGGAGGAAUACAUUGACGAGGUCAAUCGGUCGUCCAAUCCAUUCGGUGAACGUCAAGGAUCUUCAACGACCUCGAGGGCGGCCAAGGGCUCGCACGAUGCAAGGUAUUUCGAAAAGAAACUGAGCCAAGCAUACGUGACUCGAAAUUGGAGCGAGGUUGAUCGUCUUUGGCAAGAGUUUUCUGGCGCUCUCGUGCAAAGCACCGCGGACAAAACAUCCACGCCCAACCAGAGCCCUCACAUCUUUAAUUCAUUCAUCAAUACUUAUAUGGCUCUCAACAAGCCCGACAAGGCUAUCGAGGUGUGGAACACUCUGCCCAAAUGCGGGCUCAAGCCAACGCUCAAGACGUGGAAUGUCAUGCUCGAUGGCUGCAAAAAGGCACAGAACCUCAAGGGGCUGACAACAGUCUGGCAACGCUUGAUCAGUUCCGGGGCCAAAUUGGAUAUGCCAAUAUGGGUUACCAGGAUAGCCGGGUUGAUGGAGUGUAAUGAUCCGGCUGCUGCCGUCAUGGCACUCGAGGAAAUGGCAUUACUCUGGCGUGAGGCUCAGCAAAAGAAGAACGUGCAUGCCGCUCCUCUCACCAUAGAGCCCAUCAAUGCAGCCCUUUCGGGACUGAUUCGUCUCAACCACCAUUCCGCCGUGCAACGUCUGCUAGCCUGGGCAAAGGAACAAGGCAUCAACCCAAACAUUUACACAUUCAAUCUGCUGCUGCGGCCGCUCAUUAUCGAAGGGCGUGAUAAAGAAGUCGAGGCAAUUUUCAAGCACAUGGAGGCCCUGGGCAUCAAUGCCGAUCCGGCAACAUUUACCGUGAUCCUUGAGGGGACACUCAACAAGCUCGAGGCCUGGGACCCACAAAGACAAGUCGAGAUUGUGGCCACCAUCUUUGACGACAUGAAAGAGGCCGGCCUCGAGGCAAAUCAUCAAAACUAUGGCAAGAUGAUUCAUUUGCUCCUGCGCUCUGGCGAUCGUGCUCAAGCGUCGGUCAAGGCCGUCUUGGACCACAUGUGGCAACAAGGUCUAGAGCUGUCGCCGCAUAUCUACACAUCGCUCGUUGAGCAUUACUUUUCACGCAACCCUCCCGAUCUCGAGACUGUCAAUGAAUUGAUUCAACGCCGGCGCCUGCUCGACUAUGACGACAUGGACCGUAUUUUCUACGACCGGGUCAUUAAAGGUUAUGCUGCUGCUGGAGACCAUGAAACGGCGUUUAAUAUUUACCGCAGACUCAGCUCGGCUGGUUUCCUCGUCAACCUUGAUGCUCAGUACGAGCUUCUGCAUGCUCUCCUCUUGGCAGACAGGCGCAAUGAUGCCCGAGACAUGGUCGAGGAUACGGUCAACAGAUAUGCUGAACACCGUGGUGAGGGCAGUUGGCUGGGUCAUCGAUACUGGCAUACUGCCGAGAGGAAUGGCUUCAUCGACUGGAUACCAGAUGUUCGUGGUGGAAAGGCCGUCAUGCGGGAUCCACAAUAA
Molecule: messenger RNA, 2649 nt
Organism: Pestalotiopsis fici W106-1
Lineage: Eukaryota; Fungi; Ascomycota; Sordariomycetes; Amphisphaeriales; Sporocadaceae
Exons: 1
Coding region: 1-2649 (882 amino acids)
Molecular function (GO): protein binding
Source: RefSeq, a predicted model, not a curated record